AUGGAACCAGGUGACAAGGAAGCUGAACAAUUACGAAAACAAAUCAAAUUUCUUUCUGAUCUUAUAGAAAAUGCUGGAAAGUCAAAGUUGGAGCAUGCUGGAGUACAAUACAGACCAUAUCAUCCAAAACAGGAUACAAAAGGACCUGCAAGCUACAAGCAGAAAUAUGUACACCCCACCCAAGGACCCUCCAGGCAGCCCAUCAAUCAGUACUCAUCUGCAGGAACCAGACCCAGUUCGCAGUUAGCCUGGAAGAGAUCUCAUUCCAAUCCAGACUUAUCGAAACUUGCUCAAUCAAAACAGUCCAAGGCAUCAGGCUUACUGUUGAAUGAGAAAUCUAGAAGUGGUAGUACAUCUCAGGGACAUUUUUUCAAUACUAAUGCAGAUGGAGUUAUGAAAUCUGAAGUAGGGAGCCUUUCCAAGGAUCGUUCUUUGGAUCAAAUCCUCAAGCAUUCUUAUUGCACUAGUGAGCGAAUCUCAUUAUCAGAUUCCGAGAAAUCAGUUUAUAAACACAAUCAACAUACUGCUGAGAAAGCCAGGCUAACAGUGAAUAAAUGGGUAGCCGCUUGUGUAAAACCAGCUGUGGACUUUGUUGUACAGGAGAAAUUAAAGAAAGCUGAAAAGGAGAUAGCCGAAUUAAAGCAGUUGAUCUCAGAGAGAAGUAAAAAUCUCUCACCAGUAAAGCCCAGUGCUGCUCACAAAACAAGUAUUGUUAAAGCAGAAACAUUAGCAAAUGUAUCAUCUGAAAACACUAAACAGUCUAUUUCAUCUAAUACACAUCACACUGCUGAAGAUAGUGAUACAAACUUUGUCCAUUUAUCAAAAUACAAACUUCAGAAAAUGACUCCUACUCAAAAUGUUCAAUGUCAGAGUCAAGCUCCUGUAAGAAGUUUACCAAUUUCCACCAAUCAGUCAUUAGUUACCAAUUCAUUUUCCAAGUAUCUAUCAUCUGGUGCUAUUCAAUCAAAACUGAUCUCAGAGAAGACCCAAAAGUCGUCCAAGUAUAUCAAGAAAUCAAAAUACUCCCUUGUAAGAGUUCGGACUCCAUCAAGUAGUGAUAAAAAACAAUCUUCAACGUCUUCAAAACCCCCCUCUAAGCUUGUGUCUCUCUCAAAGUAUUCAUUGAAAAGAAUACGGAGAUCACUGUCUGAUGAAAACAAGCAUGGUGGAAUAGGAAGCACGUACAAUAGCCCUGUUCAGAAAAUUGCCAAAACUAUUCGUACAAAAUACAAAGUCCGGAAGAUACCCUUUGAAAAUCCCUCUCAGGUGCGGUACCAAGACAGUGGGGCUAGGAUUCCAAAGCCUUAUUAUCAGGAUCGAAGGAGGCUCCAUUCACAAUCAUAUUAUUAUCAGGAUCUCAUGAAUUCUCAUUCAUAUUCGUCUCAAAGAGGCUGGCAACGUGGAGCGCAAUGGAAAACCAGACAGAGUAACAAAAGGAGAAAAUUCCAUGGCUAUUUCACAUCUUGGCAACAGCACCGUAGAAAGACGUACUACAAUUACAGGCAUGAGGCUCUGAAGAAAAUAGCCAGGCUUAAGCAGAGUGUUCCCUUUAACCCUGUCCUUCGAUUGGACCGGCGUAAAACACCCAAGCCUGGUUUGACUGGUUCACGUCUGAUCAUGAUCAACGGGAUGCUAUACAGAUCAAGUGAGGGUCAAAAGAAGCUUGUCAAGUCAAAACUAAACCAGUCAGGAGUUGCCCAGAAACAGCAAACGGAAGGGUCAGGAACUUCAGCUUGCUUGGUGACAGGAAAAUCUCGGUCAGCAGCUACAGUUGUGGCGGCCUCACGAGUGGUGAGCAAGACACUGGCAUGGGCCGCAGCCCGGCAGGCUCGGGGCGGGAAGGGAAAUAAAUAUUGCAUAUUUUAUAAUCGGUUUGGGAGAUGUAACAGAGGAGACAGUUGUCCCUACAAACAUGACCCGGAAAGAGUUGCAGUUUGUACGAGGUUUCUACGUGGGACGUGCAAGGUGGACAAAUGCCCAUUCUCCCACAAGGUGUCUAAGGAGAAGAUGCCCGUGUGUUCGUACUUCCUGAAGGGCGUGUGUUUUCGUGAUAACUGCCCGUACCUGCAUGUGAAUGUGGGCCGGGACGCGGAGAUCUGUGAGGACUUUGUGGCUGGAUAUUGCCCACAGGGGGAACAGUGCAAGAAGAGACAUAUUCGAGACUGUCCAGUGUUCGGCAGGACUGGUCAAUGUCCAGAAGGUGACCGCUGUAAACUACGACACACACCAAUGGCUAAACGGAAAGCUGCCACGAUCAAGGAGGGAUUAUUCAAAAAGGUGAAGAAGGAGAAAAAUGACGGGGGCAAUUAUGAGAAAGCAGCAGCAGACCGUACCACUGAGACUGGUCCACUCUCUCGAGGCAGCCGGUUACCAGCCUACAUCUCACUGAAAACAAUAACCAGUCAACACACUGAUGAUGUCAUAAUUAUCGAAGAUGAUGCUGAUAAACAGAUGUUAAAAAUUGUUCCAUAUCUCCAAUAAUAACUAUGGAAAAGGCAGCCAUCUAGACGAAUAUCAAGUUUGCCAGAUGGAAAACAUCAGAACCGUUUUUCCAUUUAUCACCAAAUACAUACAUGUUUUUACUCUAAUAAUAAGGAAAUUUGUGCUUACACCAAGUCAUACUAAACAAUAACAAAAUUGAGAACAGAUGUAGAUUUCAGACAUGUAAAACUGGUGUCAAUUGACCAUGAAAAUUGGUUUAUAAUUAUGUGAAAUUUAAAUGUCCCAUGACCCUAAAGUAUUUUGGUAUUAUUUAAAGUUGCACUCUCAAAGAUAUGCUGAUUUGACAACCUUUUUAUAUUUUGUCUUGGAAUAAUUUGAAUUUUAUUUUUUUGUCCUCAUAAUAUGAAUGUCUGAACACAGGUUAUUAAAGGCUACUGACAAAAUAUGAGAUCACAGUUUUUUUAUUUACGUUGAAAAAAAAUGAUGUUUUAUGCCAAAAAAAUCCUUAUUCUUAAAGUGUCAGUAAUGAUUUCAGCUAUAAAACAUUAAUUUUAAAUCCUAAAUAUGAAGUUUUACCUAUACUUUUGUCAUCAGUCUUAUAUUACCUGAUGUUCAGCUUCAGACAUUCACGCAAAAAAUGGUUUAUCCAAAGACAAAAAAGUGUCAAAUAAGUCAAAAUGGUCAAUCUGUGAGAGUGCAGCUUUAAAAUAGUUUUAUGUGUAGGUAAAGGAAAAGUAAGUAUUAUAUGGGAGGAAAAUCUUUAUAAUCUAGCUGUUUUGACCUUGAAAGCUUGCAAAAUAAAUUAUGUCGUGUCAAAUCACUUGAAAAAGUAAACAAAAAUACAAACUGCAAUAACUUGGGCUUGUACACAUUUAGGUCAUCUAUUUCAUUUAUUGGUUAUCUGCAAGCAAUACCCUUUUAAAGCUGCACUCUCACAGAUGAAACAUUUUGACAACUGUUUUACUUUGUCUUAGAAUAAGCCAAUUUAUGCAGAAGUGCAAAAAAGACACAGUGAUAUAGGACUACUGACAAAACAUCGAAUCGCAGAUUUUCGGUAAAUCUGUGAGAGUGCAGCUUUAAAUGAUACCAAAAUUAUAUGUGCUCGCAAGGUAUCAAAAUUUAACAUUACUGCCAAUGUGGCGAUGAAAUUGCUUGCUUAUUUCGUACAUCGGAAACGUUUAGCAAGAUAUAUUUGAAACACAAUUAUCAAACAUCCCUUUCUCCUGGAUGAAAAAUACCUCAAACAACAUAAUCAAUGAGCUAAUAUUACAUUGUAAGUCUACGCCAAACUAAUCAAUCUAUUGUCUUGAUAAAAAUGUGUGUUAGACUAUUGAAUUGCAUUUGAUGGAACCUAACACACAUUGACAGAUUUAACAAGAUUGUCAAACUACGUAUAUACUACCAAAUAAGCAGGUAUUUCAAUAAUAAUAGUAAUAAUGCACCUCCCACAGACACUCUAUAACAACAGAUUUAACAAUAUUGUCAAAAAAUAUAUAAUACCAAUAUAAGCAGGUAUUUCAAUAACAAAAAAAUAGUGUGGCAGGUCGGUGAAGCGUUUUUCUGCAGCUAGAAUCAUUAUUCAGAAUUAAGAGUUUGCUUGGUUAUCAGUUCCAUGCUCUGUUCACAACUCCUCUCAUUUAAAUUUGUUCUUAAAGGGACUUGACACCAGAUGAUACAGUUGCAAGAAAAAAAAAGAAAAUUGUCAAAAACUUAACAUAAAAUUGAUACUGUUGUGUACAACACAUCAAAUCUUACUUACUGACAUAUCCCUUGUAUCAUUGCAGUUUUUGCGGUUUUUUUCAAAUACGAAAUUUACUUGGUUUGUCUACUAUGUUAAUCCUAGAUAAUUUAAAAAUUGUGUCAGUAUAUAUAUUUAUAAUUAUCACGUGCCUUUCACAUGCUUAAAACUAUAAACUGGGAAACCAUUAUGCGCUAUUUUUUAACGCGUAAACUACGCUGAGACAGCGACAAAAUAUUAUUUUAAUAAUGUAAAAUGAAGUUUAUUCGGCCUCAUACUAGCUUGUAUUGACAAUUCUAGGCUUGUUUUGUGGAAAUAAUGUAUUUGCCGAUUAUAGGGCCAUCUGGUGUCAGCCCCUUUAAUAUGUAAGAUGAUAUCAAAGGAUGGUGCCUGGAUAUAUAAAGGUGAGUAAGUUAUUCUAUUAUUGUAACUAUUGCACCUUUUCUCUUUCUAAAUUAAUGAAAUAAAUUCAAGGAGUUUACAGAAUAGUCUGGUAAUCUUUUUUUUGUGUAAAAGGUUUAGUAUUCGAAGCCAUGGUUGUAUGAUUGGAUUUUGUAUAUGCCUUAGUUUUUAUGUCCCGAAGGGUGGCAUACAGUAUUUAUUGCACUGUUUAUCUGUUUAUCAGUCCAUUAUGUCAUGUCCCAGCCAUAAAACCUUUACAGAAUUGUACACAAGCAUGGGAAGGUGUAUUGCUCAUACUAACACCACAAAGGUCAAUGUCACACUUAAAGGUCAAAUGAGCUAUAAUAUUAUUUUCUCAACUAUAACUUACUCAAUUUCAUUCAGAUAUUGGUCAGACUUGACAGACUUGUAAGGGAAAAUGUGUCAGGCAUAGCAUUCGUGGUCUUACCUUAAAGGUCAAGGUCGCAGUAAGGUCAAGGUCAUUGGAAUCUGAGUUUUAUAGUAAUAUGUUGUGUCUCAGCUGUAACUUUAUCAUGGAAUGAGUUUCAAUUGAAAAAAGUCAUACAACUUGAGAUUCAUACAUCAGUUACAACCAUCUAUCAUAUUAUACAAAUGGCUAUUACUCUAACAAGACCAAAUUGAGGACAUUUGUCAUGUGUCUGUGACAGCUCUUGAUCGUACAGUCAAACCCCAUUGACUCGAACUUGCUUGGGGCGAAUUUCUCAGUGACUCGAAGUGAAUGUUCAGGACCGAGUUCAUUAUGCUGAACGUUAAGUAUUCCCGCUUGGCUCGGAUUUUCCGAAGCUCGAGGUAUAUUCGCUGGUCCUUGGGAGUUCAAGCCUACAGGGUUUGACUGUAUAUUAUAAAGUGAAUCUGUAAUUAAAAAAAAUACAUUUAUUAUAUUUGAAUGAAAUUUCAAAGAGUUCAUUCUCAUUUAAAUAAUGAUAUUAAUUACUUUUCUUUUGUUAUGUUUAAAAGUAUUACUUUUGUGUGCUAUAUUUUUUUUAAAUAAAAAUGCUACUAUAUUAGUAGUAAACCUUGAAAACACUUACAAUAUCUUUGUUGAGUUGUUUUGGUGUAAGAUUACAAAGAUUGAUUCUUUUUAUGUAUUAUGAUUGCUUUUAAAAAAAAAAGAGCAGCAAUCCUAAUAAUAAAUACUUGUAAGAUACA
Molecule: messenger RNA, 5752 nt
Organism: Mya arenaria
Lineage: Eukaryota; Metazoa; Mollusca; Bivalvia; Myida; Myidae
Exons: 12
Coding region: 1-2481 (826 amino acids)
Cellular component (GO): nucleus
Molecular function (GO): metal ion binding
Source: RefSeq, a predicted model, not a curated record